Bipolaris sorokiniana ND90Pr is the source of this 669-nucleotide messenger RNA. RefSeq lists its product as uncharacterized. The coding region runs from base 1 to 669 and encodes 222 amino acids. The transcript has 2 exons. The record is from RefSeq and is a predicted model, not a curated record. Lineage: Eukaryota; Fungi; Ascomycota; Dothideomycetes; Pleosporales; Pleosporaceae.
AUGGAUGCAGCUCCCAACUGUGCCAUCUGCAAUGCGCCGCCCUAUCCCGAAUGCUCCUGCGAGUCGGAGCGCCUGCAAAUUGCCGUCAAGCAGGCCGAGCAGCGUGCCAUGGAUGAGAGGUUGGCUGAAAUAAGAGACUGGGUGAUUAACAACGCGCGUCAGCAUAUCUUGAAUGCCUUUGAGCGGUUGACGUCAACUCGCAAGCAAGCCCAUUCAUCAUACCUUGCCUCGCUCCCACACUACGAAGUCUACAUGCGAUAUUCCGGUCAUCCGCCAAUACACCCCAUGUACGUGGCGACGCUUCAGACACAAAUCGCAGAAGCCCAUGCUGAGCUCAAGCGUGGCAUCGACGCUGAUUGGCGAGCAUCGGUUCUUCGCUACCCGGAAGUCUUGGAUUACUUCUACAGCCUUGUUGACCUCAGGCUGCCGGAUGACCAUUCUCGAGAGGUCGUUGAACCGCCUUUUGCCGCUGCAGGUUACACUGACAUAGGCUAUGGUGUCAAAGAGAAGAAGAAGAAACGACGAGAUAGAGAUAGCUCAGUAUCUCAUGGACACAUGGCAGUAGGCAGAGUAGCGCGCGGACCGCCUCCAGUACCAGUACCACCGGCGCCGCCAGCACCGGGCCAACAUGUAGGAUUUCCUCGUGGAGCUGGUCCAUACCCGUACUAG